Messenger RNA from Ochotona curzoniae (black-lipped pika), 1926 nucleotides. It is a transcript of the gene UMOD, whose product is annotated as uromodulin. The record is from RefSeq and is a predicted model, not a curated record. The transcript has 10 exons. Gene Ontology annotation, biological process: neutrophil migration. Bases 1 to 1926 code for a protein of 641 amino acids. NCBI's taxonomy places the organism in Eukaryota, Metazoa, Chordata, Mammalia, Lagomorpha, Ochotonidae. Gene Ontology annotation, molecular function: calcium ion binding. Gene Ontology annotation, cellular component: cell surface; apical plasma membrane.
AUGGGGCGGCUGCUUACCCUGUCCCGGAUACCGAAGAUGGUGAUGGUGGUUUCUUGGUUCAUUACUGCUAUGGCGGACAGCUCGGAAGCAAGAGAAUGCUUUGAAUGUCACAGCAAUGCCACCUGCCUGGAGGACGGGGUGGUCACCACCUGCACCUGCUUGGCGGGCUUCACCGGCAAUGGCCUCCAGUGCUCGGAUCUGGAUGAAUGCGCCAGCCCAGGAGCACACAACUGCUCCGCCAACAGCAGCUGCGUCAACACGCAGGGCUCCUACACAUGUGUCUGCCUCGACGGCUUCCGCGAGACGCCCGGGCAAGGCUGCACAGAUAUAGAUGAGUGUAAGGAGCCAGGUCUUAACCGCUGCCACGCCUUGGCCACCUGUGUCAACAGCGAGGGCAACUACUCCUGCGUGUGUCCAGAGGGCUACCUUGGGGACGGAUUCAACUGUGAAUGCUCGCCAGGCUCCUGCGGCCAUGGGCUGGAAUGCUUGCUCCAGGGCACCCAGCAUGUUUGCGUUGAUCCAUGCCAGGCGUACAGCACCCUGGAUCAGUACUGGCGCAGCUCCCAUUACGGGACCGGUUAUUCUUGCGACACCGAUCUGAAUGGCUGGUACCGCUUUGUGGGCCACGGUGGCGUGCGCCUGGCAGAGACCUGCGUGCCCUCGCUGCGCUGCAAUACAGCUGCACCCAUGUGGCUCAACGGCUCUCACCCGUCCAGCAACGAGGGCAUUGUGACCCGCUUGGCCUGCGCGCACUGGAGUGGCAACUGCUGUCUGUGGCACACCCAGAUCCAGGUGAAGGCCUGUACUGGCGGCUACUACGUCUACAACCUGACACCAGCCCCUGAGUGCCACCUGGCAUACUGCACAGACCCCACCUCCGUGGAGGGAACGUGUGAGGAAUGCGGUAUUGACGAGGACUGCAAGUCUGACAACGGCAGGUGGCACUGCCAGUGCAAACAGGACAACAUCACAAAUCUUAGACAGCUGGAGCACAAGGUGGAGUGUGGAGUCAGUAACAUCAAGGUGUCACUGAGCAAGUGCCAGCUGAGGAGCCUGGGGUUCCAGAAGAUCUUCAUGUACCUACGUGACAGCAAGUGCUCUGGCUUCGAGGAGAGAGGCGUCCGGGACUGGAUGUCCAUCGUGACUCCAACCCAGGAAGGCCCCUGCGGGACUGUGAUGACGAGGAAUGCCACCCAUGCCACCUACAGCAACAUACUCUACUUGUCCGAUGAGAUCAUCAUCCGUGACUACAACAUCAAAAUCAACUUUACCUGCUCCUACCCCCUGGACAUGAAAGUCAGCCUAAAGACAACCUUACAUCCUGUGGUCAGUUCCUUGAACAUCAGCAUGGGAGGGACAGGCAUGUUCACCGUGCAGAUGGCGCUCUUCCAGGAUGCUACCUACACGCAGCCCUACCAAGGCUCCUCGGUGACCCUGUCCACAGAAGCCUUUCUCUACGUGGGCACCAUCCUGGAUGGGGGUGAUGUGUCGCGCUUUGCACUCGUGAUGACUAACUGCUAUGCUACACCCAGCAGCAAUGCCACAGACCCCAUAAAGUACUUCAUCAUCCAGGACAGAUGCCCACACUCUAGGGACUCAACCAUCCAAGUGGUGGAGAACGGGAUGUCUCCGCAGGCCCGAUUUUCCGUGCAGAUGUUCCGGUUUGCAGGAAACUUCGACCUGGUCUACCUGCACUGUGAGGUGUAUCUCUGCGACAUCAUCGAGGAGGAGUGCACGCCUACCUGUACUGGAACCAGAGUUCGAAGUGGGGGUUCCAUUGACCAGUCCCGGGUCCUGAACUUGGGUCCCAUCACACGGCAAAAUCUCCAGGCUGUAGUCUCGGGGGCUGCUUCCAGCAGCAUGGGGCUCUUCAAAGUCUGGCUGCCUCUUCUUCUCACGUCCAUCUUGACCCUGGCAGUUCAGUGA